This is a messenger RNA of Opisthocomus hoazin, 1194 nucleotides long. NCBI's taxonomy places the organism in Eukaryota, Metazoa, Chordata, Aves, Opisthocomiformes, Opisthocomidae. The record is from RefSeq and is a predicted model, not a curated record.
GCGUUCCUCACAUACUGUGCCAGAGACUCUGCCAUCAAAGCCCAGACAGCACUGCAUGAACAAAAGACUUUGCCAGGGAUGGCGCGCCCGAUUCAAGUGAAACCUGCGGACAGCGAGAGCCGUGGAGGGGACAGGAAGCUCUUUGUGGGCAUGUUAAAUAAGCAGCAGUCUGAGGAUGACGUGCUCCGGCUCUUUGAACCAUUUGGGGUCAUUGAUGAAUGUACGGUGCUCCGUGGACCUGAUGGUAACAGCAAAGGCUGUGCUUUUGUAAAGUUCUCAUCUCAUACAGAGGCUCAGGCAGCAAUCCACGCGCUCCAUGGCAGCCAGACAAUGCCCGGUGCCUCCUCCAGUCUAGUGGUGAAGUUUGCUGACACAGAUAAGGAGAGGACCCUCCGUCGUAUGCAGCAAAUGGUGGGGCAGCUGGGGAUAUUCACUCCAUCUCUCACCUUGCCGUUCAGCCCAUACAGCGCAUAUGCGCAGGCUCUGAUGCAGCAGCAGACGACGGUUCUCUCAACCUCCCACGGCAGCUACCUGAGCCCAGGCGUCGCCUUUUCCCCUUGCCACAUCCAACAGAUCGGUGCCGUCAGUCUCAACGGGCUGCCAGCCACUCCUAUUGCACCAACAUCAGGGCUACAUUCACCGCCUCUCCUGGGAACAGCAGCCAUGCCAGGACUGGUGGCACCCAUUUCAAAUGGAUUCACUGGAGUGAUACCAUUCCCAAAUGGGCAUCCAGCCUUGGAAACAGUUUACACCAAUGGCCUUGUGCCAUACUCAGCCCAGAAUCCUUCAGUAGCAGAGACUUUGCACCCAGCCUUCACAGGAGUUCAGCAGUAUGCAGCGGUGUAUCCAAACAACACCAUCACCCCCAUUGCUCAGAGCAUCCCUCAGCCACCUCCCAUCCUGCAGCAGCAGCAACGAGAAGGUCCUGAAGGCUGCAAUCUCUUCAUCUACCAUCUCCCUCAGGAGUUUGGAGACAAUGAGUUGAUGCAGAUGUUCCUGCCCUUUGGCAAUAUAAUUUCCUCCAAGGUAUUCAUGGAUCGUGCCACCAACCAGAGCAAGUGUUUUGGUUUUGUAAGCUUUGACAACCCAUCCAGUGCACAGACUGCUAUCCAGGCCAUGAAUGGCUUCCAGAUUGGCAUGAAACGUUUGAAGGUCCAGUUAAAACGACCCAAGGAUGCUAAUCAUCCCUACUGA